Molecule: messenger RNA, 2580 nt
Organism: Thamnophis sirtalis
Lineage: Eukaryota; Metazoa; Chordata; Lepidosauria; Squamata; Natricidae
Source: RefSeq, a predicted model, not a curated record
AUGUCGGAUGUGACUCUGAUUGACAUUCUCUGGAGACAAGACGUAGAUCUUGGAGCAAGGCGUGAAGUUUUUGAUUUCAGCCAAAGAAAGAAAGAAUAUGAACUUGAGAAGCAGAAAAAGCUUGAAAGUGAGAGACAAGAGCAACUUCAGAAAGAGCAAGAAAAGGCCUUUCUUGCCCAGUUGCAGCUGGAUGAGGAAACGGGGGAAUUUAUUCCUAUCCAAUCAGCUCAAAUUGUUGAAUCUGGAAAUUCUGCCAUAUCCAACAAUUAUUCACAGAGUGUACAUAUUUCCAAACAAGAUGAGGAUGAUCUGUUCGAUGACUACAUGCAGAUUUUAGCAGAAACAUUUUCAUUUUCAGACGAGCGUGAGAUUUCCCCAGCUGAAUUUCAACAAGGGGCGCCUUCGGAAAUGGCUGCCAACCAGGUCUUUGUUGAAUCUAACCACUUGCAGCGGCUUGACUCAUCUGUACUUCAGUCUACGAUUCCAGAGUUAUUAGAUACAAAAGUGGAGAACACACAAGAUAUAGAACAAGUGUGGGAAGAACUCCUGUCUAUUCCAGAACUGCAGUGUCUUAAUAUACAAAAUGACAGCCUUGCCGAUGUAACAUCAAACCCAUUUGCCAUAAAUACCACUUCAGAAGUAGCCGAUAACUUUACCCUCUACAAUUCAUUAUCUGCCAUGGAGAAAGAAGUUCUUAACUGCAGUGAAGACUUCCUGAAACCUUUGGAAAAUUCCUAUUCCAGCAUGGGGAUACCAGAAGAUUCUGGUCAACGUAGCACUGAUUUCUGUGAGGAUUUCUAUUCCUUAAUCGAUGUGAAGAUGGACCCCAGAGUGGCUACCCCGCCAUCUCAUUUUGUGGAUCAGACCAUUGCUGGCUUUUUAAGUGAACCAAUUGAUCUUUCGGAUUUUGCUCAGUGCAAAGCUUUUAACCAGGACCUUGUAGGAAAUGCCUCAGAGUAUAAUGAUUCUGACUCUGGUAUUUCACUGAAUGCAAGUUCCAAUAUAACCUCCCCAGCUCAUUCUGUUGAGUCAUCGUCGGUCUGUCAGGAUACAGGCUUUGGAUGCAGUGAUUCAGAAAUGGAGGAGAUUGAUUGCGCCCCUGGAAUUGUGUUACUCAGCAAUGCCAAGAUUCAUUCAUUUCACCCGCAGGCGCCUGCCUCUCCAUCUCUGGAGCAAGGCACUUCAAAGCCUGAUUUGUCACUUACUAGUACACCUCAAAGAGAAUUGCCUGCCAAUCCUGGCCACGUUGAAGCUCCAUUUAUGAAAGAUAAGCCCUUCAACCAACAAGAAGCUUAUCUCACUAGAGAUGAGCUGAGAGCAAAAGCUCUGAAGAUCCCUUUUCCUGUUGAGAAAAUCAUCAACCUCCCUGUGGAUGACUUCAAUGAAAUGAUGUCCAAGCAGCAGUUCAACGAGGCUCAGCUCAGUCUGAUUCGUGACAUACGAAGGCGAGGCAAGAACAAAGUAGCUGCUCAGAACUGCCGUAAAAGGAAACUGGAAAACAUUACUGAGUUGGAGCAUGAUUUGGAUUACCUGAAGGAGGAGAAAGAGAAGCUCCUGAAAGAGAAGGUGGAGAAUGACAAAAGCCUGCAGCUGCUGAAAAAGGAGAUGAGCACCCUGUAUCUUGAAGUCUUUAGCAUGCUUCGGGAUGAAGAUGGCAAGCCAUACUCCCCGAAUGAUUACUCACUGCAGCAAACCAGAGAUGGGAGCAUUUUCCUUGUGCCUAAGAGCAAGAAGCUAGAGACUAAGUUCUGAGGAUCAGGGAGACAAUUUUUUUUCUAUGAAUAUUUUUACAUUGCUAUUUUCUAUUGAUAAGUAUCAUGUAACCCAACGUUGUCCUUUCUCAAGUGACUACACGUUUAUUUAGAGUCAAAUGUACGAAUGCACUAAAUCAUUAGCGUAAGAGGAAAAUGUAUGCACAUGGGUAAUACUUCCACAAUACACUAGUUCUUCCUGUUAUAUAACAGCCACUUCAGUAGUUUUUGUGUUUUUUUGUAAAUAUUUCCAGAUGUCUUAUUUAUAUAUAAUUUCUAUAGAUGGCUUCAUCCAAACUUGAUUUAACUGCUAAUCCUACAUAUUUACAAAAUUAUUUUAUGACUUAAGGUACAUCAUUUUAUAAAUACAAAUGAUUUUUUUUAGUUUACAGGUGUAUUUACUUUAAUAUAGCAGCUUGAAUAUAGUGUAAACUGAUAUGCAAAAUGCAGCAACAGGACACAACCCAACCAAAGACAAGCACUUUGAAGAAUAGCUUAGAGUAGGAACAUUAAGCACAUGCUUAACAUUCAUUAAAAUUAAUGGCGCUUUAAGAGCCUGAUCAUUGGAAGAUUGUUUAGAUGAUAAAAGAGUUUUAUACUUUUAAAGUGGUUAAAUUAUGUAAAUACAGUAAAUUGUUACAUAAAGUAUUAUGAUUUUUGUCAGCCAAAGCUGCACAACUAUGUGACUGAAUGUGGUUGAAAGGGGGAGUGAUUCACUGGAUGCAGAACACAGCUUGUGAAUUUAAGCUUUUAUUAUCCUCACUUUUUUUCUAGCUCUUAUAUUUUCAUAUGUUUGACUUGAAAUGUAUUAAAAGUUUCUUAAGCCAGA